AUGCCGGUGCUACGAUUUCCUUCUCCUCACGAAAAAAUACGUCCUGACGAUAUUGAACUCAUCUGGCCUUCAAUACAAUUACAAAAUUCUGAGGAUCUCGAAGCAAUCAAGGGAUCCCUGCUCGGUCUAGCAAUAGGAGAUGCACUUGGAGCAAACGUAGAGUUUCGUCCUCGAGAAUAUCUGGUCACUCAUCCUGUCCGUGAUAUGGUAGGUGGAGGUACAUGGAAUUUGCCAGCUGGUAAAUGGACGGAUGAUACUGCUAUGGCUUUAUGUCUUGCUUCAUCACUUAUCGCUCAAAGAGGUUUCAAUCCCUAUGAUCAAAUGGUUCGCUAUAAAUGGUGGUAUAAACAUGGGUAUUUAUCUUCUACUAAGCAUUGUUUUGACAUUGGUGAUGCAACUCGUGAUGCAUUAGAAGAAUUUCAUAAUCGUCAAAAUCAAUUGAAGAGAAAUUUAAACUGUCGUAGUGAAUCGGAAGUUGACCAACUAUCGUUUGAUAUCAUUCAACAAGCCGGUUUUAAUAUAUACUGUAGUCGACCAGGUGUCGCCGGAAAUGGUGCUCUAAUGCGUCUUGCUCCCGUGCCGCUCUUCUUCUAUCGAACACCUUCUCUUGCAGUUGAACUAUGCGGUGAAAGUGCUCGUCUCACACACGGUGAUGAUGUAGCUGUCGAUGCGUGUCGUUAUUAUGGAGCACUGAUUAUUGCAGCCAUUUAUGGUGAACAGAAAGAAAAUCUGUUGAGUAACCAAUUUUAUCAUUAUUAUCAAGAAUGGUUUGGUUCUCGAAAACUUCAUAGCGAAAUUCUCCGCGUCGCCAAUGGAUCGUUUAAAAAGCCAAGAGGUUAUAAAGAUGGAAUUCGAAGCAAAGGAUAUAUCGUGAAAACACUUGAGGCAGCUUUAUGGGCAUUUUGGAGUAGCGAUUCUUUUGCAGAAGGUGCACUCAACGCUGUGAAUCUUGGUGAUGAUACAGAUACUGUAGCAGCAAUCUAUGGUCAAUUGGCAGGUGCCUAUUACGGUUGUGAAAACAUUCCAAAAACAUGGAGAGAUAAAUUGUAUGCCAAUAAAUUGAUCGAGUGUAUUGCUGCAUGGUUACAAACUUUAGGUCAGUCAGAUACCACAUUGCCUGAACAACAAAGAUUGAACCAACGAAUUUCUUCAGCGGAUCAAUCACUACAAUCUAUAGAUAUGAACUUAUUACAAGACAGAAGAUUUGAAUCAACAAUUAAUGAAAUACGGCAACAAAAUCUUAAUGAAAAACACAGCAGAUCAAUUCCACGACAUCCUCGUUCUGGAAUUAGUUAUUGGGCAAGCCAAAAUUUCAGGCAUAGUCAGGAGAUCGAAAACUGA
Rotaria sp. Silwood1 is the source of this 1341-nucleotide messenger RNA. The record is from the annotation of a GenBank genome assembly. Lineage: Eukaryota; Metazoa; Rotifera; Eurotatoria; Philodinida; Philodinidae.